GGUGGGGAGGGAGGGAGAGAGCUACUGUUGAUGAGACAUGUCAGAGGCACCUCCUCAUCCAACACCCGGACUAGGGACGACCAACAAUGCACACACACAUACACACACACACACACAGAGUGUCUGGGAGCAGCUAGACCGCAGAGAACCUUGCGUGGAAGUCGACAUUGUAUUGGACUUGGGAACCACCAGUAGAAGCUUAAUGAAUUUUAGGAUCCAUAACUAGGUUUGUUGAAGGUGGAUGGAGACCAGUGGAGGUUGAGUUGACGUGUUGAGGAGUGUUGAACUUCUACUGGAUUUGUGGAGCGUAUUCAGCUAGUGGGAGAUUUAGAAGGUUGUUUUGUGUCGAAAAAGUAUUUUCGGGAGACUGGCCUUUUGUUCCCCGACUUUUUGGAGAGACCGUCGAAGAUCCUUAUGGAGAAGUUUCAGGCUGGCAUGGUGCUGGGGGCCGUCGGGGAUGCCCUGGGCUACCGCAAGGGCCGCUGGGAGUUCUGCACGUCAGGGCGACAGAUCCAGGAGGAGCUGGAGACACUGGGUGGGCUGGGGGCCCUAAAACUGGACCCCGAUAACUGGCCCCUCAGCGACGGAGCCCUGAUGCACAUGACCACCACUGAGGCACUUGUCACAGACUACUGGUGUCUGGAGGACCUGUACAGGGAGCUAGUACGUGUCUACGUGGAGUCCAUGGUGUCUCUCCAGGGUCGCCCUCCAGACCCCGGCACUGUGGAAGGCUGUGUUCACCUCAAACCCAACAACUUCCUGCUCGCCUGGCACACGCCCUUCAACGAGAAAGGCUCUGGAUUUGGGGCUGCCACCAAGGCCAUGUGUGUGGGUAUGAGGUACUGGCAGCCGCAGAGACUGGACAACCUUGUGGAGGUCAGCAUAGAGACUGGCAGGAUGACCCACAACCACCCCACAGGUUUCCUGGGGUCCCUGACCACGGCCCUGUUCGCUUCGUAUGCGCUGCAGGGUAAACCUGUGGUCAGCUGGGGUCGUGACCUUAUGAAGGUCAUCCCCAAGGCCGAGGAGUUCUGCAGGAAGACCAUACGGCACAUGGCAGAGUACCAGGAGAAGUGGUUCUACUUUGAGGCCAAGUGGCAGUUCUACCUGGAGGAGAGAGGCAUCGAGGAGGAGGGACAGAACAAACCUCUGUUCCCGGACCGGUAUGACGCUGAGGAGACAGACAAGCUGUACAAGCGCUGGAGCUCAGAGGGCCGUGCGGGGCGGAGGGGGCAUGACGCCCCCAUGAUUGCCUAUGACGCCCUCCUUGCAUCGGGCUCUGACUGGAACGAGCUGUGCCGGCGGGCCAUGUUUCACGGAGGGGAGAGCGGAGCCACAGGCCUGAUAGCCGGCUGCUUGUAUGGUCUUCUCUACGGCCUGAGCCAGGUACCUGCCGGGCUGCACCAGGACCUGGAUCGACGGCAGCGUCUGGAAGACCUGGGUGCUGAGCUGCACAGAGCAGCCUCUGCUGAGAAGAUCAUAGAGAAUGCUCAGAGAACAGCCCUCAAAGGUAGCAGAGCGAACGUGGACGUCACUGCACUGAGGAGGCUGGUCUUGGAUAGGACAUCUCGCCCUGAGGUCAGAGGGGUUCUGGAGAGCCUACUUCAGUACCUGAUUCAAGAUCUGCCCAACAGGGUCACCCCUCGGACCUGUGAGAGCCCGAGGCUGGCCCACAGUCUCCCUACCAGGGCCCCCGGAACCACUAAGAGGCCUGGGCUGAGGACUGAGGCAUCCCAGAGUAGACAUGGAGCGUCACCAGUAGGGGGCGACAUGCCACGGCGCCUCACUUCCUUUCAGCUCCUCCAGGCCAAAUUCCAGAGGGCCACCCCCAAACCUCCCCUCACCCACCGACGGGAGGUUGGGGCACUGUUCCUCCGGGUAGGAGGUGUAGGACCCUGUGGAAGUCAGAGGCAGGAUGGAGAAGCUCCCAGAGGCAAAGGGGAGGACUGCAGAGGCCGGGCUGGGCGGGGUUUGAGGAGAGGGGGCAGCGUGCAGGAUAUAGUGGCAAAGUUUGCUGCAGCGGAGCAGAGACAAUGUGGAGGACCAACCCAGGAGCUUCCGAUAAAACCCAGUAAGAUAAGGAAGGGACCCCUCCUAUCCUCGCUGAUGGAGAAGUUUGAAACCAUGGCGACAGUGCAUCGAAGAAGUGAUUCCAUUGGUUUGACCCAGAGCCCACCUGGCAAGAUUAAAGUCUCUGGUCAUAUGAAGGAGAUAAUGGGUAGUCAGGAAGUCGUUCCUGAGGGGACAGGUCACACUGCCAAGGACCAAAGUCCAAUGAUCAAGUUGAUCGAUCGAGUCCCAGAGGAGCAGAAAGAAAUCUGUCCUUCCAAAGGAAAAAUAGAUGACAGCUCACAGCUAACUACUGAUAAUAGUGAUUCAACAAUUAUGAAUACCAAUCACAGAGUAAAUAUUGAGUCUGCUGAUGAGCAAAUUACGGUGCAGGGUUCAGAGACCAUGUUGAAAGUUCAGAGUGUUCAGAAUUCAGAAGGGAGGGUUCAAAGUUUGCAUGAAGACAGUGAAGUUCAAGCUUCAGAAAAAAACGAUUUGGGUCAGAGGGUUCAAUAUGGCAAAACCGAGCUACUCUGCUCUGCAGCUGUAGAGGAGUGGUCACCUCCAGAGCCACAGACAGUCCUAGCCCAGACCGAGAUGUCGUCAAUCGGUUACGUGGUCACCUUCCUCCCCUGUGCCCCCGUGUGGGCCCUAGCUUGUGUGAAUCAACCAGCACAACAAUACACAGGACAACCAAAACCCAUGACCCUGGGAAGGCCUACUGUAUCACCCAAGGGAGGAAGGCUCUCUUGCAGCCGUGAGGCUCCUGACAUAGUCCCUCUUGGAUCAUUGGUGGACGUAAGCAGCAGACCUGCUGCUGUGGCUACCUCCAGCAGAGGACACAGAGGAGCGCAAGCCAAGGUCCCCUCUGAGCCAGACUGGCCUUGCAGCCAGCCAGAUCCACCCCAAACCUGGUCCACCCAGAAAGGCAUGCCCAGAUACUGCAUCCCACGAGUCCAUGGAGCAGGGCCAAGAGAACUGGAUACAAGCCACGACUCCCCAUGUCUCCAACCUCUAACUACUGAAUCCGUGACCCCUGAAGCACCUGCUUCAUCUACGCCCUUUGAGUUGCCCCGGUCUGGUCCCAGCGCAAGUCUUUUUACAUCAGAGCCUGCCAGAAAAUACCAUCAGGAGUCACAACCUCUACUAACUCACUGUCCAGAUGCCAAACAGGAAGAGGUGUCCCCCAGGUUAAUGUACAGACAGGGCACUGAGACGAAACAUGAGGAAAGACAGGGAAAAGAUAAAAGUGUAACACAUGAGAAUUCAGAUGACAUCGUCCCUCAACAUGGUCUCAAAGGAACUGAGGACAGCAGCGAGGCAUCAUGGGAAGGCAGAUAUCCUCGCAACAAUCUGAUGGCCAUCCAGACCACAGAAGCAGACAGCCAGAUUCAUCUCAAGAAAGAGCGAGAGAAGCAGAACGUGAGGCCAAAGUACAGGACUAUGAACUACGGCGACCCCUCAGUGAAACAGACCUACAAGCCCAAGAUCAUCCGCUUCACUGAUACUUUCACCUUCUAGUUCUGGGCCUCUUAAACGCUACUUAGUCAGUGAAAGAUAAAAGCCUCUUGUCUUCCGCUCCCCGGCAGCGAAACUUAAUAUACAUUCAAGGUCAUGCUGCAGAUAUCGUGUAACCUGCAAACAACCAAUGGGUGGAUGGAUGUCAAGAUCGCACCAUAUGAUUAGAAGGACUUUCUGUUUGCAGUUCUGCUCUCAUUGUUACUGUGUGCAUACUUUGCAACCAGAGGGCUGGGUGUAACAAAAUAAACUUGCAAAGACAAAUACAUGUGUGUGUGCCCUUGCUCAGACAAAGCUUUGAAGUAGUUCACUGUGAAAGUUGCUACCUUAGGCAAAAGAAGUGUAGAUGUAGUGGGACAUUACUGUAUUCGCAUCAUAAUGUCAAACAAUGUCUAACUAGGUCAAACAAGCCUAUCAUGUCUUCCACGUCUCAGAUUAAAUAUAUCAGUCUCCAUG
This is a messenger RNA of Osmerus eperlanus (European smelt), 4023 nucleotides long. It is a transcript of the gene adprhl1, whose product is annotated as ADP-ribosylhydrolase like 1. Bases 415 to 3570 code for a protein of 1051 amino acids. The transcript is spliced from 8 exons. Lineage: Eukaryota; Metazoa; Chordata; Actinopteri; Osmeriformes; Osmeridae. The record is from RefSeq and is a predicted model, not a curated record.